AUGGAGUUUCGUCUGGCCAACGAAUCUGAUAAAGAUAAAAUAUGGGAGAUUCUUCAGCAAGCAAUUGCUCAGAGAAAAGCUGAUGGAAGCAAUCAAUGGCAAGAUGGUUAUCCCAAUACUGAAACUGUGGCCAAUGAUAUUAAAAAUAAAUAUGGGUAUGUUUUGACCGAAAAUGGUAUCGUUAUUGCAUAUGCAGCUGCAAUCUUUGAUGUGGAACCUGCAUACAAUGAUCUUGAAGGAAAAUGGUUAACUAAUGGUGAUUAUCUAGUUAUUCACCGGAUUGCUACCCACAAAAGUGUAAAAGGGCGCGGCCUAGGUACAAAGAUACUUGAGAUGCUUGAAGAUAUUGCAGUUUCAAAAAAGAUUUAUAGUAUCAAAGUUGAUACAAACUUUGACAAUAAAGCCAUGCUCCAUAUUUUGGACAAACUAAAAUAUGUCUAUUGUGGAGAAGUGAAAUAUGAUGGAUCCCCACGAUUAGCAUUUGAAAAAGUUUUACAUUCUAAAUAA
Trichomonas vaginalis G3 is the source of this 507-nucleotide messenger RNA. RefSeq names its product acetyltransferase (GNAT) family. The record is from RefSeq and is a predicted model, not a curated record. Gene Ontology annotation, molecular function: acyltransferase activity, transferring groups other than amino-acyl groups. The transcript has a single exon. Lineage: Eukaryota; Parabasalia; Trichomonadida; Trichomonadidae. Bases 1 to 507 code for a protein of 168 amino acids.